CCCAAACAAAUAUAAGUGCAGUGUGUGGAUCUGCUCGCCAUCUUCAGAGAAAAUCGACAGCUUCAUUAUUCAGGAGCUGCAGUGAGAACGAAAGCAUGGCGACGCCAGGUCGUGUGAGCGCGGGCGGCCGCCGCCGGCUGUUGGACGCGGCCCCGGCUCCGGCAGUCGGCGGCGGAGCGGGGCACGGCUCGGGCUCGGGCUCGAGCCCGGACGCGAUGCGCGUAAUGGUGGGCGUGCUGGUAACGGUCGUGUUCUGCACGCUGCUCUACUGCAUCUACUGCUGGUGGUGGAGGAAGCGCAAUGCCAUCAAGAGGCCCCUGCUUGACAGCCUGUGGCCGCGGUCGAGCUCGGACCUGCCGCUCAUGGACCUGGCCUCCAUCCUCGCCGCCACCGGCAACUUCUCCAAGGCCAACAAGCUCGGCGAGGGCGGCUUCGGCCCCGUCUACAGAGGCGUGCUGAGCGGCGGGUCUGAGAUCGCGGUGAAGCGUCUGUCGGCGCGGUCGCUACAGGGGGCGGCGGAGUUUCGGAACGAGGUGGAGCUCAUCGCCAAGCUGCAGCACCGCAACCUGGUGCGCCUGCUGGGCUGGUUCGCCGACCGAGACGAAAAGCUGCUCGUCUACGAGUACCUCCCCAACCGCAGCCUCGACGCAUUCCUCUUCGAUCCGAGCAAGAGCAGCAAGAGCACGUGUAUGAGCUGGAGCACCCGGCACAACAUCAUCCUUGGCAUCACCCGUGGCAUGCUCUACCUCCAUGAGGACUCCCUGCUCAAGGUCGUCCACCGGGACCUCAAGGCCAGCAAUGUGCUCCUUGACGACAAGAUGAACCCUAAGAUCUCUGAUUUCGGCAUGGCCAAGAUCUUCGAAGAUGAAUCCGGUGGGAUAAAUAACACAGGAUGGGUCGUUGGAACCUACGGUUACAUGGCACCUGAGUUCGCGUUGGAGGGUGUAUUUUCAGUGAAGUCAGACGUGUUCAGCUUCGGAGUGCUCCUACUAGAGAUCUUGAGCGGCCAGCGGAACGGCGCAUUGUACCUUGAGGAGCACCACCAGUCCCUCAUCCGAGGCGCAUGGACAUUGUGGAUCGAAGGUCAUGCCGUCGAGUUCAUGGACCUGUCUCUUGGCCGGUCGUUCUCAAGGGAAGAGGCGCGGCGGUGCUACCAUGUCGGCUUGCUCUGCGUGCAGGAAAACCCUGACGUCCGUCCCACCAUGUCCACCGUCCUUCUCAUGCUAAUCAGCGACCAUAUGAAGCUCCCAGAACCAGCCAAGCCACCAUUGUUCACAAAGCUGAGGAGCAUGCCAUCGCCGGCACAGCCGCUCACGGCGAGGACACAGUCCAGGGCGCCUCCUCAUUCGAUCAAUGACGUCACCAUCACUACCAUCGAGCCACGAUGAGGUUACAUAGACUCGCGCUAGAUGGUUUUAAAUACAAAGUACAUAGCUGCUGAUGGCUUUUUUAUUAAGGACGACGACUCCAUUAUACCAGGUUAUUAUUGUAAUUUUGGUGAUUGAAUGAACAUAGUCAAUGAGACUAACAAAUCUAACAAAUGUAUGAGCUUAUAUUUGUAUGAUUUUUAGAUCC
Molecule: messenger RNA, 1575 nt
Organism: Panicum hallii
Lineage: Eukaryota; Viridiplantae; Streptophyta; Magnoliopsida; Poales; Poaceae
Product: putative receptor-like protein kinase At4g00960
Exons: 6
Coding region: 96-1388 (430 amino acids)
Biological process (GO): protein phosphorylation
Molecular function (GO): ATP binding; protein kinase activity
Source: RefSeq, a predicted model, not a curated record